UUCAAACGACGAGUCCGACGAGCCACCGUCGUCGAGCAUGGAGGAGACGAAGAGGAAGAAGCGGAGGCCGCCGCCGAAGGCCUCCGGCGAGGCUUCCGUGACCGGAGAACUCGCCACGCUUCACGCUCUCUCGCUCCACCUGGCGUGCGGGCUGAGCUUGGCGGCGGCGGCGCCGCUGCUGUGGAUCGCCACCCGCGGCGUCGAAUCCGCCAAUCUCGUCUCCGAUCCUUCUCGAGCUCUCCGUCUCGUUUGGGUCAUCGAGUGUCCGAUCGCGUUCCUUCUCUACGGUCUUGUCAGGGAGAGGCCCGCGCAAACCUCGUAUGUAAGAGCUGUCCUUCGCGGUGCGCUCGCGUUGCCAGCCGGGGCUCUUGUUAAUGAUUUGGGAGCUAUUGCAUUGGGUGCGCCUGUUGGGAUACAGUACUUGGUGAAGACCGUUAACUGGUCCCUCGUGAUGUCGACCUUGACCUUUGUGCCGGCCGCUUGUGUUUUCGGUGCCUCAUGGAACAGUUGGCAACGUAUCUUCGCAUUUACAAAACCAAUCAGUUCUGUGGAUUUCAUGAUUUGUCUGCCUGCUCAUGGUGCAAUUAUUGGAGCUUGGUUUGGUGCAUGGCCUAUGCCGCUUGAUUGGGAAAGGCCAUGGCAGGUACUUUCUCCUUACUACAAGCUCGUCAUUGUUUGAUGUGGAUGGUGUGUAGGAGUGGCCGAUCUGUGUGAGUUACGGAGCCAUCAUAGGGUACCUCGUUGGGAUGGUGGCAUCUCUGGGCUUUAUUCUCCUUCGACGUGGACAUCAUCAUGUGAAAGUAGACUAGUGGACUGACACAGGGAAUAUCAUUGGCAAUUGUAUUGGUGGAGCUGCUUUAGAGAUGACUACGGCACUCUUCACAAUUUUAACAAAUCCUGUUAACAGCAGAUAUGAUUGUCCCUCCUAGUUUCAUAUGCUUUCCCGAGGAAUCUACCUUAACAUUUUUCAUCUACUUAUGCUUCACGGGUGUGGGUUUCCAGGGUGCACACCUGAACUGCUAACUGAUGUCAAUGCCAAUUAUUCAAUGACGACAGCAAUUCUAUUGACAUCCUGGUAGGUAAUUAUUUAGCUUCUCAAAAACACAUUGACUCUAAGGCAGUGAUAAGGCUAUCAGUGCGAAGAAGCAAAAUUUUUAUAGGAAAAGUUGUGUCCAUUAAUGUUGUACAUACUUAUGUAGGAGUGCAGUCAGCAGACUCAGAACAGCUUGUGCUGGCCUAGUUUCAUAAUUGUAUGUUUGCUGUCAAAGUUUGUUGUUGUUGUAGUUAAAGUAUGUUCCUAUGCA
Syzygium oleosum is the source of this 1304-nucleotide messenger RNA. Its product is annotated as PIGF/3-ketodihydrosphingosine reductase fusion protein-like. The transcript has 8 exons. Gene Ontology annotation, cellular component: endoplasmic reticulum membrane. The coding region runs from base 38 to 679 and encodes 213 amino acids. Gene Ontology annotation, biological process: GPI anchor biosynthetic process. Lineage: Eukaryota; Viridiplantae; Streptophyta; Magnoliopsida; Myrtales; Myrtaceae. The record is from RefSeq and is a predicted model, not a curated record.